Molecule: messenger RNA, 363 nt
Organism: Clonostachys byssicola
Lineage: Eukaryota; Fungi; Ascomycota; Sordariomycetes; Hypocreales; Bionectriaceae
Source: the annotation of a GenBank genome assembly
AUGAAUCGUAAUAUACCAUGGAAAGAAGUCCCACCAAAACAUAAGAAGCUCUCUAUCUUGCUAACCUCUCGCGUGCCGGAAGCAUCUCAGACCGAGAUAAGAGAUAAUAACACCCACCGCCGAUUUUCCAACUGCGAACUCUUAUGCAUCCAUGCCAUCACCACCUUCGUCGCUCGCACUAAGACCCCCCUAGGAACUAUCGUUCCACUUGCCACCGUUGUCACUCCCAUUGUCGCCGUUGCUACUUCCACUGUCACUGUUGCCGCCGCGAUGAUCACUGCUCUCGUUCCCACUGUUUUCGCUAUCGCUUCUACUGUCAUCGCCGUCCCACCCCACUGGGAGGUUCCUGCCCACAAGACAUAG